UUUGGCUGCUCAUUGGUCGAGAAAUAUGGAAUCAGAUGACGUAGUGGUUCCGGGUUUCUAGGUCCCAACAAAAGGUAACUUUCGGUCAUUUGUGAAAGAGCGGCACACGGCUGACCGGGCUUUCUUCAGCUGAAGCUUAAGCAUUUUGUGGACCAAAUAUUUACAUGCUACAACUGUGGGACUCUUAAGAGUUUAAGAGCUUUUUUUCCCCUCUUCCCGUCCAACACAAUUCUCUUGACGCACCUCAAACAUCUUUGGGACCACCAAGCUUGAAAGUUUUCUGAUAACCUGCUGCUCAGCUCCCUUCCAGAAAAAAGCAUGGGUCUUCAGUCAGACUCUGUCCUCCAAUCUAUCCUCCUUUUUCCAAUCCACCUUAUCAUAUGGCUGUACUCAAUAGUCUCAUUCCUGCCUUGGUACUACCUCACCGGAGCUGGCCAAGGAAAAGCUCUGUCCAAGAGGAUAAAAGCCCGUUCCAAAUCAGGAUGUGCCGAGGGACCAUACCGCUCCGUGGACCGAUUUGAUUCCCUGGCCAGGGAAGACUUCCCAGGCAAGGACACACUCGAUAAGCUGUUCAAGCAUGCUGUGCAGCGCUUCGGUGAAGCUGAUUGUCUAGGAACCCGAGAGAUUCUGAGCGAAGAGAACGAGACUCAGCCCAACGGCAAAGUUUUUAAAAAGCUGAUCCUGGGGGAGUACAAAUGGUUAUCCUACAAUGAACUCGACUCCAUAGUCAGUGAGUUUGGCAGUGGAUUGGCGGCUUUGGGGCAGCAACCCAAAAGCACUAUUGCAGUCUUCUGUGAAACCAGGGCAGAGUGGAUGAUCACUGCUCAGGCAUGCUUCAGACACAAUUUCCCACUGGUGACGUUCUACGCCACACUGGGGGAGGAGGCGAUUGCUUUUGGACUGAAUGAGACGGGUGUUUCACAUUUGGUCACCAGCGUGGAGCUCCUUGAGACUAAGCUGAAAACUGUACUGCCACAGAUCCCCAACCUGAAGCAUGUGAUUUAUGUGGAUGACAAGAAAAUGAACACAGAAGGCUACCCAGCAGGGCUUUCCAUCCGCAGUAUGCAGUCCGUACGAGAGAUGGGCAGGCAGCCGGAGAAUGUGGCUAGGGCAAUUGUUGAGCCCCGGCCAUCCGAUCUGGCCGUUGUGAUGUACACCAGCGGUUCCACAGGCAGACCCAAAGGAGUUGUCAUUGUCCACAGUAACCUAAUUGCAGGAAUGACAGGCCAGUGUGAACGCAUCCCUGGGCUCGGGCCUAAUGAUACCUACAUAGCCUAUCUGCCCCUGGCUCAUGUUCUGGAAAUGACAGCUGAAAUCUCCUGUGUCACAUAUGGUUGUCGGAUUGGCUAUUCGUCCCCACAGACACUGUCAGACCAGUCUACCAGGAUAAAGAAGGGAAGUAAAGGAGAUUGCUCUGUGCUCAGGCCCACACUGAUGGCAGCUGUGCCAGAAAUCAUGGAUCGCAUCAACAAGAACGUGAUGAGCAAAGUGCAGGAAAUGGGUUUUGUUCAGAAGAUGCUGUUUACACUGGGCUACAAUUAUAAACUGGAGCAGAUCAGGAGGGGCUAUGACGCACCACUCUGCAAUGCCUUGUUGUUCCGGAAAGUAAAGAAACUGCUGGGUGGGCGAGUCAGGAUGAUGCUGUCUGGAGGAGCCCCCCUGUCCUCGGCCACUCAGAGAUUUAUGAAUGUGUGUUUUUGCUGUCCAGUGGGCCAGGGCUACGGCCUCACUGAGACCUGUGGAGCAGGCACUAUCACAGAGGUUGAAGACAUCAGCACUGGUCGUGUUGGAGCUCCUCUGAUUUGCUGUGAGAUUAGACUCAGGGACUGGGCUGAAGGUGGCUACACCAGUAAAGACAAGCCAAAUCCAAGAGGGGAGAUCUUGAUCGGUGGCCCCAAUGUAACCAUGGGCUACUACAGGAGUGAAGGCAACAAUCAGGACUUCUUUGUGGAUGAAAAUGGUCAGAGAUGGUUCUGCACCGGAGAUGUAGGAGAGGUUUACCCAGAUGGCUGUCUACAAAUUGUUGACCGCAAGAAAGAUUUGGUGAAACUGCAGGCUGGAGAGUACGUGUCUCUCGGUAAAGUGGAAUCUGCACUGAAAAACUGCCCUCUUAUAGACAACAUCUGUGCUUAUGCAAACAGUGAUCAGAACUAUGUGAUCAGCUUCGUGGUUCCCAAUCAGAAAAAGCUCACAGAACUGGCCAAACAGAGGAGCAUAGAGGGGACAUGGGAGGAGAUCUGCACUAAUCCUGAAAUGGAAAGCGAGGUCCUGAAGGCGAUCAAGGAGGUCGCCACUAACAUUAAACUCCAGAGAUUUGAGAUUCCAGUGAAGGUGCAUCUGAGUCCAGAGCCGUGGACGCCUGAAACGGGCCUAGUCACAGAUGCAUUCAAGUUGAAGAGGAAAGAGCUGAAGAACCACUAUCUCCAUCACAUAGAGAGAAUGUAUGGGAGGAAGUAACUUCCAGCAGGCCCACACCACCCAGGAGUUACUGCUUUCACCAUAACCACGAUUUUGAUGUGCAAAUAUUCCUCUGGUUACAAAGCUGUAGUUUAUUUGUGUUCCACAGCUUCAGAGAAAAGCGUAAGCUAUAAAUAGUUGUAGCCGUUUAUCCGUGUGUGUGUGAAUGUGUGAGAAGUUGUGUUUGUAAGAGAUGCACCAAAGUGUCAGUUUUUGUUAUUAGAAGGGUGAAAGGCUAUUGCAGCUCUCAACUGCCAUCCAUUGGAAAUUGCUGGGACUCUUAUUUGUAGCUGUUAGAAACGGCACCUUCGGUCCACAUGUUGCUUAAGUCUUGCUGCUGCUUUCAUUGAAAAUGUUUCAAAAAAUAAAGGAAAAAAAUGCGACCAUGAUCAGAGGCAUGUCAUGCUGUUUUGUAAAGUUGGAGUACUGAUGUUAAGGUGCCUUCAGUCUGCAGUUCUCAUGUAGUCGAGCAGAGGUGGUAGCUAGACAGUAAAAAAGAAAAGUUACAAAAAAGGCUGAAUGCCCUGUUUACUUGAAAGGAAAAAUACUCCCCACCGCAGACACAUCGACACGAUCAAGAGCAUUUACAGUCGUUUGUCCGUGUCUGUGUAUUUAGCUUUGAUUUUGUUUCUUACCUGUUUUAUUUAUGCUUUAAUGUUAUUUUAAUGGUUUGUUAAGAAAGGAAGACCAAAAUGUGUUGGCCUAAAUGACUCAGGAAGACAGACAAAUGUUUUAAUAUAUGAAGUUGUCAAAUGUGGGGUAUAGAAACAUUUUGACAAAUGUUUGUAGGCACCUUAUUAA
Messenger RNA from Pundamilia nyererei, 3258 nucleotides. It is a transcript of the gene acsl4a, whose product is annotated as acyl-CoA synthetase long chain family member 4a. NCBI's taxonomy places the organism in Eukaryota, Metazoa, Chordata, Actinopteri, Cichliformes, Cichlidae. Gene Ontology annotation, molecular function: arachidonate-CoA ligase activity. Bases 319 to 2457 code for a protein of 712 amino acids. Gene Ontology annotation, cellular component: endoplasmic reticulum; plasma membrane; lipid droplet. Gene Ontology annotation, biological process: long-chain fatty-acyl-CoA metabolic process; neuron differentiation; long-chain fatty acid metabolic process. The transcript has 15 exons. The record is from RefSeq and is a predicted model, not a curated record.